Messenger RNA from Musa acuminata subsp. malaccensis (wild Malaysian banana), 1908 nucleotides. Its product is annotated as MLO-like protein 1. The record is from RefSeq and is a predicted model, not a curated record. Lineage: Eukaryota; Viridiplantae; Streptophyta; Magnoliopsida; Zingiberales; Musaceae. Gene Ontology annotation, biological process: defense response. Gene Ontology annotation, cellular component: membrane.
ACAGUGGAGCGUGUUUGCCUUCCCAUACCCACUCUUCACUCGAUAUAUCUGAAAGUUGCGUUUGAUCUUCCCUUCUGCAUUUGGUCUCAAGCGUGAGAGAAAUCUCUGCAAGGAUGGGAAUGGCGGAGGGAGGCGGUGACGCGUCGGCGGAUGCGAGCGAGAUGAAGCUGGAGUUCACUCCCACAUGGAUCGUUGCCGCGGUCUGCUCCCUCAUUGUCUUCAUCUCCCUCGUCGUCGAGCGCCUCCUCCACCGCCUCGGAAAGGUUCUCAAGCGGAAGAACCAGAAGCCGCUCUUCGAAGCCCUCCAGAAGGUGAAAGAAGAGUUGAUGCUUCUGGGGUUCAUUUCGCUGCUGCUCACGGUGUUUCAAGGGGCGAUCCAGAGGAUCUGCAUUCCUAAAGGAUGGACCCUUCACAUGCUCCCCUGCAAGAAGGAGGAGCCCGAUGACGCACAUGGUGCUGCCGCCGAAGCACAUUUCCAGGCCGCUUUUUCUGCUGGCCUUUUUGGAGGUCGUCGACUUCUCUCUGAGAGUGGAUCUGGCGCAGCACAUUGCUUGAUCAAGGGAAAAGUCCCACUGUUGUCUCUCGAGGCUAUACAUCAAUUGCAUAUCUUUAUUUUUGUCCUUGCAAUCACUCACGUUGCUUUCAGUGUCCUAACUAUCGUUUUAGGAGGAGCAAAGAUACAUCAGUGGAAACACUGGGAAGACUCAAUUCAGAAACAAAUUACAGGAGAUGGCACAGCUCCAAAACAGGUAACCCGUGUGCAUCAGUUUGAAUUUAUCAGGGACCGCUUCAGAGGCAUCGGUGCAAUAUCUGUUAUCAUAAGUUGGUUGCAUUCUUUUGUCAAACAGUUCUUCGGGUCUGUGACUAAAUCAGAUUAUACGACAAUGAGACUUGGUUUCAUCAUGACUCAUUGCAAAGGAAAUCCAAAAUUUGACUUCCACAAGUAUAUGAUCCGUGCACUUGAAGCUGAUUUCAAGAAAGUUGUUGGUAUAAGUUGGUAUCUUUGGGUGUUUGUCGUCAUUUUUAUGUUGCUGAAUGUCAACGGAUGGCACACAUACUUUUGGAUAGCAUUUAUUCCUCUCAUUCUUCUGCUUGCUCUUGGCACUAAAUUGGAGCAUGUCAUUACUCAGCUGGCCCAAGAAGUUGCUGAAAAACAUACUGCAAUUGAAGGCGAUUUGGUGGUUACGCCAUCGGAUGAUCACUUCUGGUUCCAUCGGCCUCAAAUUGUCCUUUACUUGAUUCACUUUAUCCUGUUUCAGAAUGCUUUUGAGAUUGCAUUUUUCUUCUGGAUCUUCACCACAUAUGGCUACAAUUCUUGCAUCAUGGAUCAUGCCUGUUUUAUCGUCCCAAGACUUGUGAUUGGAGUCACAAUUCAGCUUCUCUGCAGUUACAGCACUCUACCACUCUAUGCCAUUGUCACCCAGAUGGGGAGUUACUUCAAGAAAGCCAUAUUUGAUGAGCACGUCCAAGAAGGCCUUGUGGGUUGGGCUGAGAAGGUAAAGAAGCGAAAAGGUGUAAGGAUCGGCAAUGGGCUCGCAACAAGCCAUGCACAGAACGAAACUACAACGAAGGUCGAGCUGCCGAAGAUGUUUGUGCAGACGACACCUGCCAUGGAGGAGGGAAGAUCUGGCACUGGAGAAAUUGCAUCAAGACCAGCCACCUGAUCCAUUCUCUAGCUGGAAACUGUGUGGAAUUACAUGCCCUUAGAUAAUGCUGGUGUUGUUGUGUGGUAGUAUUGUAUGAGAAGAAGUUAGAGAUAUGUUGAGUUGUAUCUGCCAAGUUUGAGGAGUGUUCCUUUUGUGAUUGAUGGCAGUAAGAUGGCUCAGGAUGUGCUUAAGUUUAUGAAGGUAGGAAGGGAAAGUUUAUGGGAGGGAAAGGAAUUACAUGUAUGUGAGAUCACCUGUACGA